CAUGACGCAAAAUAUUUACGUAGCUUGUGCGCACCUGUCAUGGCCGCCUCGUGACUCAUCUAGAUCGGACUUGCACUUGGCCGUGGCGAUUUUCCAGCUUUAGAGGGCAUCUUUAAAGCUCAGAUUUCUCACCGUGAUGAGUUCAAGAGACCACCGAGGGACGGAGUCGUCCGGCGGCGCGGUCCCCGCCUUCCUGACGAAGCUAUGGACGCUUGUGGAGGACCCUUCCACCAACGAACUCAUCUUCUGGAGCACGAAUGGAACAAGCUUCCAUGUGUAUGACCAGGCCAGGUUUGCCAAAGAAGUCCUGCCCAAGUUCUUCAAACACAACAACAUGGCCAGCUUUGUUCGACAACUCAACAUGUAUGGAUUCAGGAAGGUGAUGAAUGUCGAGUCUGGCGGACUGAAGGCAGACCGUGACGACAUGGAAUUCAGCCACCAGAAUUUCAUUCGCGGGAAACCGAAUCUCCUGGAACAUAUUAAGAGGAAGGUUGGGGCGCCGGUUUCUGUGGUGAAGGCGGACGACCUGAGGCUGAGACACGAGGACAUGUCCCGUGUGUUGAGUGAUGUGAAGUCGAUGAGAGGCAAACAGGAGAACAUCGACACCAGGCUGCAUUCUAUGAAACAGGAAAAUGAGGCCUUAUGGAGAGAAGUUGCCAGCCUGAGACAGAAGCACCACAAACAGCAGCAAAUUGUGAACAAGCUGAUUCAGUUCCUGGUCACACUGGUACAGCCCAACAGGCGCAUCGGCAUCAAGAGGAGGACUUUGGCAAUAGAGGACAGCUAUGGUGAUGCCAUGCCCAGCACAAGCAAGGUGCCCAGAUAUACCCGGCAGCUGUCACUGCAUAACACUUCAGAGACAGAGCCAUUCACGAACCAACCGGUGGAGCCGCAGCAGGUCUCCCCUUCCUCCUCCGGACCAAUCAUAUCAGACGUCACAGACCUGGCAUCCUUCAGCGGGCAGGGGUUGCCGACCGUUGUCUUGCCGACCUCUCCACCAAUGGUUAGCAGCAGUGGACCAGAUGUGACCACACCCCCUCCCCCCUAUUCUGAGACCCCGGGGACGUCAGCCAGCUCAGUGCAGACCACUUCUUCGUUGCCCAUCCCCACCUCCCUGCCUUUCAUCCCGACAUCAGUGACGUCGGCCACCGGUGCUGACAUGGCGGGAGUGCCUACUGAAGGGCUGGUGGACGAAGCCUUCUCACCCACAGCAUUCAUGCAGGGGCUUGCCGAGAGCACUUUACCUGUACAAGAGGAACCACAAGACAUGUCUGUCGCAGUACACAACACUCCUCCUAAGCAAUUUUGCAGACUAAGUGGGGCUGGUGCACAAAGCCGAUGUGUGCAUCCGACUUGUUCCAGGCAAGACAUGGACGUCCACGUGGACACUAUCCAGUCCAGUCUGGACUCCAUCCAGUCCCUGCUGCAGAGCGGAAACUUCAGUCUGGACGCCUCGCAGCUGACCGAUGUCUUCAACCUGCUUCCAAACGAGCCCAGCAUUCUGAUGUCGGACUCAACGCUGCAGGACUGGAGGACACACCUCGUAGACGCUAACAGGGCAGGACUUGUCCUGCCAGAAACAGCCAAUGAAAGACAGGCCCUGUUAGACUCCUUGUCGGAGACCCACAACCGGAAUGAGCAGGACCUGGCCAGUAUGGCCUCCGCAGAGGCUGCAGGUAAAGGAAAGGAACUAAUUGAAUAUGCCCCAGCCAACAUUGACGACAUGCCCAGUCUGUUUGAUAACUUGGAUGAAGAUGAAGACCCUGAAUUCUUCAACAAGGUCAUAGCAGCAGACGUAGGCAAGGAGGAGACUGGGAAAUGAUCCUAAAUCUCUGAAGAGCUGGUCAUCACAUGUGCACACCUCUGUAGUAUAAUGGUCUGCACCAACCUGGUUCCAGGCAUGUGGAAAUACAUGAUGGGGUUAGGGUCAGUCCAUAAAGACAAAAUAUCUGGGGAGAUACUGGAAAUUUUUCUGUAAAUCACUGAAAUGGGAAGGGAAGGCAUGUGCUACAUGUUACAAGGUGAUUUCUUAACCCUCUUUAUCCUUGGUACUAGAACUACUUAACGAGUAGGUUUAUAGGUUCUGUAUGGGAUAUGAGCUACAGUGGUAAGGGUGAAGAGAGUUAUUUGGAUUUCCUUUUUUGCCUGACAAACAUAAUGAACAGAUGUACCUUAUGUGUAUAUAAACAGUUACACAAUCUUAAACCUAGACAUACAUGUACAUGUAUACGUGUAUCUCAACCUGUUUUCCGUUACUUAAAAAUUGCUGCGUAACUUGCCAAAUAUGGCCGACACCAUCACAUCAAUACAUGUCAGCAAUUGCUGACGUAUCUUUUUUGAGAAAUCAGUGGAAUCAUGCCAUAUGUGUUCUUGACAGGUUUUACACUUGUUAUUUAAAACUGUUGUACUAGACAUUGUAGUACAACGUCAUAGUACUACCUCUCUCGUAAACUACAUGUACACCUGAGUAUAAUGAGAAAUGAAAUUAAGUCUCCUACAGCCUUGGAGCCUUAAGUACAGUUCUGUAGACCUCACAUCAUUUCUCUUUACACUAAAAAAAAGCUGUAGUCUACGAGAAAAUGACUACAACAUGUACAUUGUAGUACAGUGUCAGUUUCAAAAAGCAAGUCUAAAGCAUAGCUAAGACAUAUACAUCGUACAGCACGAUUCCAUCAAUUUCAAAACAUUGUCUACAUGUAUGAGGAGUAGACUUUGAUGUGUAGUAUGGUACAGCAGUUUCAAGAAACAAGUGUAAAACCUGCCUUAGUCUUUUUCUAUCUACAAAGGGUAGUAAAACCAUUCCAAGUCUUUUUGAGUUGAACUUUGGAGAUUGGAGAUGUUUCUUAGAUAUUUUUCUCUCAAACAUUAGAAGGUGUCUUUGAGUGAACCAUGGGAAGGUUAUUGUGUGAUUGAUGGUAGUGCCACAUAAUGUUAUGGACUACAAAAAAUGUUGUGUUCUUAGUUCCCUGACUGACCCUAGGAAAAAACAGCCGAUCCUAGGCUUUUGGAGGGUCAACUAUUGUCAAAGGAUAUAUGAUUUUUUAAGUCUGACAUUUGAAUGUUUUCCAACGUGUUCUCAUUUGUAUUACAGUAGAAAAAAUGACAUAAAUAGACGCAUGAAAUCUACAUGUAGGUUCCCUUUAUGGUAUCCUCUACUCUGUGUAAUAACUAUCUGUAUAUUUAAAGUAAUCAUUAAACUGUAUUUGUUUGAUCAGCUGAGACAAACUCUGGAAAAGACAUAACAGUAAUUUCCCAAGGUUUAAUGAAAAGUAAAUGAGAAGAAGGUGCCUUUCAUCUUUUUUUCUGCAUCCAUUUCAAAAUGAGAGGAACUUCCCAGUUAAGAAUAGAAACGGCUUUUACAAUGUCUAUGUCCUUUAUCUAUACAGUGUUUUUACGCACCCUAUUCUAACACAUCAAACCUUCUUCGUCUAUCUUUCAUUGAGCUGUUGACGGGCUUCACAAUUAUUGACCUAGAUGUGAUAAACAUCCUUUCUGUGUGCAAAUUUUCCCUUGCUACAACCAGCAAGGUACAAACUACAAAGGCAGAAGUACAAGUAAAAUACAGAAGCACCCUCAUACUAACAGUACAGCAAAUCAUACCUUUGAUCACAGCGGCUACUGUUCUAUUACAAUGUAAUCAACUAGUACAUUUAUUUGAAGAGUAGAAAAGCAAGGUCGUCACAGGUAACUUUUAUGGCAGAAGUACUAUUUUUCUAGACCUAGAUGAUCCAUUCGCUGAAGUGUACCAUAAGCAAUUUAUCGGACAAAAAAUACUGCUAAACUGUACCGGGAGCUUUGAAUAUCUCUGAAGUCCUAGUGGUGUGUCAAAGUUUGAUACUUCUAGAUAAUUCUGUUUAGGUUUAAAUGUUACUUAUCUCGUGCUUAAACACUCCAAUCUUUAUCUGUGACUUAAGAAAUUAGUCUUCAAUGCUGAAGGUAGUACUCACCAAGCAGAUUACAAUUACAAUUAAAACACUGAUAGUAUUAAGAAUCACAGAAAGGCAACCCUUGGAUAAGGUAGGCUCUGUUGCAACAUUGACCACUGAUUCAGAAGUGUGGUAAUCUGUUUGAUGAAAUUGAAUUUCGACUGUAAUUUUUGUUAUGCAAAUUAACGUGUAGAUUGAAUUUAGGAAUUAGUGUUUGUUGUCACUUUUUUGUCAGUACCUUCUUUAGAGUCCAUAUAAAUAUAGAAAGGGCCCAGUCAGCACAUUAUACAUGUGCUAAAUUACCAUUCUCUUAUGCAUAGCCUUGCCCAUGGCCUAAGCAAUAUAACCAGGCGAGGCUCUACUAAACAGGACUACGAUUUCCCCUUUUUGGUGGUGUGGCCUCUAUGGAUCUGUUAGUCAAUCAGAGAAUUGGCUUCAUCAAAAGAAAACUCGAGGUAAGAGGCCAUGCCCACAAAAGUGGAAACCUCAGCCCGGUUUAGUAUAGGCGAGGCUCUGUGAAGAAGAAUGGGUUAUACAUUACCGGAAGUUUGUACUUUGUAUUAGUUCUGUAAUGGUAAGUCACCACUGGUGGAUUUUGUCCUGUGUUAUAGUUAUAUCAGAAAGUAAAGAAAUUGUUUUCAAAGCAAGUUUCAAACAACCUGUGUAAACCUUGCACAUAGUAACAGAGAAGUUCUAUGAAUGACUAUCUAUCAGAACAGAUCAACUUGUUUGUACUUUCCACAUUAAAAUAAAGUUUAUGUGCA
Messenger RNA from Branchiostoma floridae (Florida lancelet), 4690 nucleotides. Its product is annotated as heat shock factor protein-like. The transcript has 13 exons. NCBI's taxonomy places the organism in Eukaryota, Metazoa, Chordata, Leptocardii, Amphioxiformes, Branchiostomatidae. Gene Ontology annotation, biological process: regulation of DNA-templated transcription. The coding region runs from base 137 to 1822 and encodes 561 amino acids. The record is from RefSeq and is a predicted model, not a curated record. Gene Ontology annotation, molecular function: DNA-binding transcription factor activity; sequence-specific DNA binding.